ACAGUUCUUGAUUAUAUGAAUAAACUUACAAAUAAUCAUCCUAAAAAAAUUAAAGAAUAUUUCUCUAAACAGAUACUGGAUACUGAUACUAUGCAAAAUGGAAUCCAUGAAUAUUUCAGUCGUAAAUCAUCAGAUUGGGGAAUUCUAAGUUUUUUGGAUGAAAGUAACAUUGAACCCUUUGAUAAGAAGAUAGACACUUAUAUUAAGUCUCUUAAUAACAUUAUUGCCUCAGAACAAUGUGGAAAAAGACCUGAGAAAGCGCGUAUACUUCUCAAAAUGUAUAAGGAGGCGA
Cetraspora pellucida is the source of this 292-nucleotide messenger RNA. NCBI's taxonomy places the organism in Eukaryota, Fungi, Glomeromycota, Glomeromycetes, Diversisporales, Gigasporaceae. The record is from the annotation of a GenBank genome assembly.